CACGUGAACCAUUUUAGAGUCUACACGGAAGUCUAUCUCUAUAAGGAAAUUCGGGGUAAGAAAUCCUUUCAUCAAAAAUACAUUAGCUCAAAAGCUAUAAAUAAAGGACACGUAAAGACGCAUCCUUCUUCUCUUUAUCUUUUCUCUCUGCCAUGUUCGAAUCUCACACUACUACCACUGUCUAUACCUCUGAAUCUACCUCUGAAGGUGGCGUCCAGACCUCCUUCUCUUCCUCCCACUCUCACACCUCUGCCACUCUCUCCAUUCACGUUGCCACUGCCUCCAACUUGGUUGCUGCUCAACGCUUUGGUAAGCAAGACCCUUAUCUUCGCUUCUCCUUGGACUUCAACAACAAGGAAGCCUUCUUCAAGACUUUCACACACAAGGAUGGUGGUGAAAGUGCUGUCUGGAACCAAUCUUUCACUCUCCCCUUGAACGGUGAGCCCGACCUCUACGUUGAAGUCGUCAAUGAAGAAAACACUAUUGAUGAAGUCAUUGGUUUCUGUGCUAUUCCUAUCAACCAAAUUGUUCAUGCUCCUGGUGCCAACUUAAACGGUCUCUUUGACCUCUAUGAUCUCAAGGGUCAACGCGCCGGUACUGUCAACAUUCAAUUUGCUGCCCUUGGUUUCCCCAACUCUCGACCUGCUGACUUUAGCGGUCAACCCGUCCGUGGUCAAUCUUAUGUUCAUGAAGGACAUGCUGCUCGUAUGAAGUCCUCUCACAACAAGGCUACCGGUGUUGCUGUCGGUGCUGCUCUCCUCGGCGGUGCUCUUGCUGUCGGUGCUGGUUUCCUCGGUAAGAAGAUGUAUGAUGAUCAUAAGGAACAAGAAGAACAGGAAAGACUUGAAGAAGAAGAGAAGCAACGUCUUGCCCAAGAAGAAGAGGAGAGACGUAACCGUGAACGUGCUGAGUUUGAGGCUGAACGUGCACGUUUCGAAGCUGAAAAGAACGAAAGAAGAAAUGAGGAAGAACACGAAAAGAAGGAAUGUAAGCCCAAGAAGGAGUGCAAGCCUAAGAAGUGUGAUGAUGAAAAGAAUAAGCAUCACAAGAAGAAGUGUGAUGAUGAUGAAGAAGAACAUCACCGCCGCCGUCGCAGUAGCAGCAGCAGCAGCGAUGAUGAAGAUGCCAAGAAGUGGAACCCUGUUGGUACCUAUGCUGCUGGUGAUCGUGUCAAGUAUCACGGUAAGGUCUACGUCUGCCUCCAAGGUCACACCUCUAACCCUACCUGGACUCCCGAUGCUGCUCACUCUCUCUGGCAAGCUGAGUAAAUACCCCCUCUCUCAUACUCUUUUCUAUAGCAUGUAAAAAAAAUCAAAUUCUAUAAAUAAAAGUCAUGUAUAGUUCUUUUGUGUAUAAAAUAUUUACCUUUUUUGAUGUAAAUAGCGCGUUUAAGAGCCCGCUUUAAUUUAAAAGUAGACCAAGACAAAGGAGUUCAGCCAAGUCAUUGAAGCAGUAAUAGGAUGACUAUAGAACUGCAAGGGAAUAUAUAAAGUUAUUAAGUCUAUAAAUAUCACAUACACAAAGCUUGUGUAUCACUUUUGAUGCCCCCAUCAAUAUACUUUCCAUAAACAACCGCGCUGUUUCAACAGCAACUUUAAU
Rhizopus microsporus ATCC 52813 is the source of this 1599-nucleotide messenger RNA. RefSeq lists its product as uncharacterized. The transcript has a single exon. Gene Ontology annotation, molecular function: carbohydrate binding; hydrolase activity, hydrolyzing O-glycosyl compounds. NCBI's taxonomy places the organism in Eukaryota, Fungi, Mucoromycota, Mucoromycetes, Mucorales, Rhizopodaceae. Bases 153 to 1268 code for a protein of 371 amino acids. Gene Ontology annotation, biological process: carbohydrate metabolic process. Gene Ontology annotation, cellular component: extracellular region. The record is from RefSeq and is a predicted model, not a curated record.